Molecule: messenger RNA, 2584 nt
Organism: Helicoverpa zea (corn earworm)
Lineage: Eukaryota; Metazoa; Arthropoda; Insecta; Lepidoptera; Noctuidae
Exons: 2
Coding region: 316-2019 (567 amino acids)
Source: RefSeq, a predicted model, not a curated record
AAAAUAAAAAUUUCGAAGUCAUUUACGUUCCUUUAGAAACAACUAGCGCCAUCUAAUGACAAAAAAUUAUAAUUAUAAAGUGGUAGAAAACAAUUUCUGGCAUAUGGCAACUGGAUUCAUUCAACUGUCAAAUAAUAACGGUUGCUGGACACCUGCCGUUUUUUUUGUUUACACUAUUUAAACGGAAAGUUAUCAAUGAAAGUGAGCGAUAUAUUAAUAAAUUACAGAUAUAAGUUGAAAAUGAUUGUGUAUUGUGCGUGCUGAUACUGAUUUCCUUGAUGUUUGCUGCAGUAUAUUGUAAUUUUCAAGAUUGCAAUGGACCCAGUAAACAACAAUCAGUUUGAAGUAGUACCAGCAAAGAGUAAACGGAAGAUAGCAACUCCUUGCCCCAACGCCUACCUCAACCCAGCGUUGGACAUCCUUGCCAACGAGGACCGUAUGUGCAACACUGCUAUGGAGAUCACACAACCCAUCAAGAAGAGGAAACGAACUCGAAGCUGCGGUGACAUCGCUACAUUUGACAACUCCGCACUAGACUUAGGAGCAAACAAGACAACAGUCAACAAAUUACUAGCUAGAGAGAUAGAAAAUGUACGAAAGAACGUCAGAUAUGAUGCGACAGAAGAUACGAGUAUGGAUUCAAGUGAACCGAUCUAUGCAAACUUAACAGUAGCACCGCAGUUGCCGCCUCGUAAUGACAACUCCAUAACAUUCCAAGAUAUCACCCAAGAUAGCUGUCAUUCACAAACUAUGCACCUUAACAAUGAAGUCAUGGACAUGUCUGUCACUCAUGAUGAUAUUGAUUCCGGAAUAUCAGUAUUAGAACAGAAAUCUUUAAGCACUAUGACAAAUGAAGACACAAAAGUAUUCUCACCUAUAACCAAUAUACACACAAAUGUAACAAACCAAGUAUUCAUCAAUAAUUCUAAUAAUUUGAAUCUAAGUUUCAUAGACAGACUUGGUUUGGACUCACCGAAUUUGUCCAACCAAUCUUUGUUCUAUGACGAUGAUUUGAAUGAAAGCAAUAUUAUGGAAAUCAAAACUAUCACAAUUAUUACCAAAAAGAAACGGAUUAAUACUAAGAAUACUAAUCCUUUCCUAGAUCCAAAUAUAGUGAACGCUUUGCCAAGAGAUAUUCCAAGAGAAAAUCCAUUUUUGUAUCUGGAUGCGACAAAGCCUGAGUUGGAAUAUAGUGAGGAAGUUCUCACCAGGCCUGCAGUACUUCCAAACCAGAGUGAAAAAGUACUUGAACCUCGCAGAUUAUUUGGAGACACGAACAGCACAAUAUCCUCAGUAAAUGAAUCUUUGGACGGUCAACCUGAGUAUGAGAAUAUAGAUAACUAUAGACCAGAAAGCCCAGUUUACGAAAAUAUUGAUGAAGUAAAUGAAUUUAAUAAGCAAAGCAGGAUUUUAGGGCAUGAUGUAUCACAGUUUAGUGCUGUAGACAUUAUCAAUUUGAAUAAAAACGCUCACCAAGACUCCUCAAAUGAUUCCAAUGACAGCAAAAAGGUAAAAAAUCCAUUCUUGAAAGUAGGCAAUAGAUUAUCCAAAAGAGUGUUCAAGACUUUGAGAAAAACAUUUAAAGGAGAGAAGACAGAAAAUAAUGUAACUAUAAACCCAUAUGAAGUACCAAGAAAAUUGCCAAAACAGAAGACUGAGACCAAAGAAUCAGGUAUUGAAAACCCAGCACUGAAUUUAGACAAUUCAGAUGAAAUUGAGAUUGAAGAAAUUGAUGAUCAUGAAUAUGAGACUGUUAAAACUAUAAGGAAUACACAUCUUAAUAUGAAUAUAACUCCCUUGAAAGAAAGGAGUGAUAAUGCUGAUGUAUCUCACAAUAAAACCAACACCCCGGGUAAGAAAGUCCGGUUUGAUUCUACUCUGAACCAAGAAAAGGUUAUAACAGGGAAUAGUUUCGACUAUGACAUUCAAAGCCCGGGGUUUGACGCUAAAAUAGAUAAGUACCAUGAUGAGCUAGAAAACUGUAUAAAUGAGCGAAAAUUCUUACAGCAGAAUAUGUAAGAACUUAUUUUUUAUUUUAUCACUAAGACUAAUAUUAUUAUACAUAACUUACAACAUGUAUGUCAAUAGAUUUCAUGAACUGGCAUGAGUUUUAACCAGAGCAUGUAAUAUCGGACUUAAAUUACAGGAAAAUUUGUAAUGUACAAAUGGUACCUCUCUACCUAUGUAUUUAUUUGAUAGGAUUUUCAGUCAUUAUAAUUUUAUUUUAAGUUAGAUUAUGUUUUAUAGAUUUUAAUUUCAAUGUACUUAUUUGAAUUGUGAUUUUUACACAUGUCGACUAUUUAUAAGCAUUUUAGUAAUAAUAUUAUGAUUAAGUAUUUUCCUAUGGAGUCCAAAGCAUAAUAUUUUCCAAAGUGAUAGUUUUAAGAUGAUUUUGUGUUAUCUUUUUUUUUCAUUCUUGCCUUUAUAUUCGAUUCAUUGAAAUAAUGAAACUCCGUAAACUUUCAAGUAGAGGCUCUCUAUGUUCUUAACUUAUUCAGGUGUAUUUAUUAUAUUUAACUUUAUUUUAAUGUAAGCUUUAAUUUAUUCUUGCCUUUUAUGGUUUGAAAGUAAAUUAUAAUUUUGC